AUGCCAUGGUCAGUGGAAUGGUGGAGUGGCCUGCUAUUAUCACUAGUGCACACCAGCCAGGUUGUAGAAGUUAUGAAAUCAAUAACCCAAAGUUUACCUGAGAGCCUGGCAUUACCACCUGCUAUCCUCUUUGACGAGAUGCUCAGCCACAUACCAGUUAAGGAGAUAUUAGAUUCUGUAAAGAGUGAAUCAUUGGUGGGAGACAAAUACGUCUUUGGAGACCUUCCAGAGUUGAAGCUAGACACAAUUGAUUUUUAUUCUACAAAUAUUGCCUCAGCCAGGCUUAAAAGGGCUAAUGAGAUCUUCAACGUGUCUGCUCCACAGGUAGAAGGUAGCGUAGCAAAACUAUCAGACUUGAUCACCAAUUCUCGGAAUGCUACGAAGACUUACCACUCGGAUAUAGAGAUAUUAACUAAUGAAAUAAUCAAGUUAAAGAAGAAAGUUGCCGAAGAUGCGGCAGCAGGAUUCUCAAUAGGUGAUUGGUUCACUGGUUGGAGGAGUGCUAUAGUGUGGUUAAUAGGUGCAGUGCUCAUGAUUCUAAUUGUUUAUAUAAUCUUCCUUGUACUAAGGAGGUGUUGUGUAAGUCCUGCAAUUGUUACUGCUGCAAGCAUGCCUCUCAAGGGAUUUGCCGCCCCUAUCAACAACACCCAACUACACACAACAACAGUGAACUUCUGGAUAAACCAAACAACAGGAGUGGAGAAUAUUAGUUCGACACCACCAACAAUUCUCAGUUACAAGCUUAAAGAGGUGGCGACCCAUGUUGCCUCAAUAGAGUUCCAUGCUGACAUACUUAUAGCUUUGAUUAUACUCAUGGAUAAAAGGGAGCAACAAAUUGUGGCGUGGCUGAUGGAAGAAGUUACGAAGGAAAUAGAGGACCCAGAUAGUAGGAUUGACAAAGCAGAGAGUGACGGAGAUAGUGAUCACAGUGAACAUUGCACCGACACGGAACAGUCAUCAUGCGAAGAUGAAGCUAACUGUAUAGCAAAGAUAGAUGGUUACAAGAUCGAACCAACCCAGGAGAUAUUAGAUUCUGUAAAGAGUGAAUCAUUGGUGGGAGACAAAUACGUCUUUGGAGACCUUCCAGAGUUGAAGCUAGACACAAUUGAUUUUGAUUCUACAAAUAUUGCCUCAGCCAGGCUUAAAAGGGCUAAUGAGGUCUGCAACGUGUCUGCUCCACAGGUAGAAGGUAGCGUAGCAAAACUAUCAGACUUGAUCACCAAUUCUCGGAAUGCUACGAAGACUUACCACUCGGAUAUAGAGAUAUUAACUAAUGAAAUAAUCAAGUUAAAGAAGAAAUUUGCCGAAGAUGCGGCAGCAAGAUUCUCAAUAGGUGACUGUUUCACUGGGUGGAGGAGUGCUAUAGUGUGGUUAAUAGGUGCAGUGGUCAUGAUUCUAAUUGUUUAUAUAAUCUUCCUUGUACUAAGGAGGUGUUGUGUAAGUCCUGCAAUUGUUACUGCUGCAAGCAUGCCUCUCAAGGGAUUUGCCGCCCCUAUCAACAACACCCAACUACACAAAACAACAGUGAACUUCUGGAUAAACCAAACAACAGGAGUGGAGAAUAUUAGUUCGACACCACCAACAAUUCUCAGUUACAAGCUUAAAGAGGUGGCGACCCAUGUUGCCUCAAUAGAGUUCCAUGCUGAUAUACUUAUAGCUUUGAUUAUACUCGUAGUGAUCAUUUAUUGGACUAGACGAUUCAUAACUUCUGAACACCGCCACAUGUUAGCACGGAUAGGCUUGUUCACUCGAAAUCAGCUGAUACCACACCAUAUGGGAGAGAGUAGCUUGGUAAUUUUCAUAUUAGUGAAGUCAACAUCAUUUCUAGGACGAUCACACCGUGUAUUUGAAAUCCCAAUCGAGCUGUGCACCGUCCCAGGAAGAGCUAUGGCAUGGUCAUGUACACCAUCCAAGGGUUAUUAUACACAACUGCUAGAACAGAACCAAUCCGUAAAACGAUGGAGCAAUGCCAUGGUUAUAAAAUUAGAUUUAAGGCAGAUAUCAUUAGUUAACUCCGAUUAUCCAUCUCUCAAAGGGAGUCAAAAUGUGCCCAGCAGAGUAAAGGUAAACCUAAAUUAUUUGGGUCAUAUAAUCAAUCACCAUGCUAGAUAG
Messenger RNA from Parnassius apollo (apollo), 2112 nucleotides. Lineage: Eukaryota; Metazoa; Arthropoda; Insecta; Lepidoptera; Papilionidae. The record is from the annotation of a GenBank genome assembly.